Molecule: messenger RNA, 417 nt
Organism: Colletotrichum orchidophilum
Lineage: Eukaryota; Fungi; Ascomycota; Sordariomycetes; Glomerellales; Glomerellaceae
Exons: 2
Coding region: 1-417 (138 amino acids)
Source: RefSeq, a predicted model, not a curated record
AUGAAUACCAGCCAGAAUGACGGAGGCCUGACUGGAAGCGCUUUCCAGGAUUCAGGCAGAUUUCCUGAAAGAGGGUAUGGCAAUUUGGCCAACCUGUUCGCCAGGUCGCCUGAGGUGGCGAUAUUUCGGAAAUUUGGUUAUCUCAGCAUGAUGAACCUCUUACGUCUUCAGUCGGAGCUUCAAGAACUUGAGCAGCAACUUGAAGACACCAGAGAAGAGGACAGAAACUCUACCGAUCCCAUCAGGAGGGAAUACGAAUCCAGUUUUCGGACUAUGAAGCAAUACGCCGAGGACUCAGACUCCAUACAGUACGAACUUUUGAUCGAAAUCAGGAAGAAGCUUGAGGAAUACCAGCUCAAGUUCACAGUACCCGCGACCACAUCAGCGCACUCAACUUGCCAGCAACGCACCAAUUAG